This is a messenger RNA of Exophiala spinifera, 588 nucleotides long. RefSeq lists its product as uncharacterized. Gene Ontology annotation, biological process: Rho protein signal transduction. Gene Ontology annotation, cellular component: cytosol; cytoplasm; membrane. The record is from RefSeq and is a predicted model, not a curated record. NCBI's taxonomy places the organism in Eukaryota, Fungi, Ascomycota, Eurotiomycetes, Chaetothyriales, Herpotrichiellaceae. The transcript has 3 exons. The coding region runs from base 1 to 588 and encodes 195 amino acids. Gene Ontology annotation, molecular function: Rho GDP-dissociation inhibitor activity; protein binding.
AUGUCCGACGACAUCUCAGCAGAGCACACCCCUGGGUUCAAGGUCGGAGAAAAGAAAACUCUUGAUGAGUACCACAAGCUCGACCAAGAAGAUGAAGCAAUGAACCGAUGGAAGGCCUCUCUUGGCCUAGCUACCGGCGAGUCUAUCUCUGAUCCCAACGAUCCACGGUUAUGCAUCAUCAAGUCGCUUGCUCUGGAGGUUACCGGGCGGCCCGACAUUACCAUAGAUCUUUCUCAACCCGGAGCUCUUGAAAGUCUGAAGAAGAAGCCAUUCACCAUCAAAGAAGGAUGCGAGUACCAGAUGAAGGCCACUUUUGUUGUCCAACAUCAGGUUCUUUCCGGCCUCAAGUACAUUCAACUCACUAAACGCAAGGGCAUUCGAGUAAGCAAGGACCAAGAAAUGAUCGGCAGCUAUCCUCCAAACACCACUGGCAAGCCAACAUACGAAAAGAAAUUUGCCAAGGAAGAAGCUCCAUCUGGUAUGCUUGCACGUGGGCAUUACGACGCUCUAUCUCGCUUCGUUGAUGACGAUGAUGUGACGCAUCUUGAGUUCGAAUGGUCGUUCGAGAUUGCGAAGGACUGGAAGUGA